Molecule: messenger RNA, 1320 nt
Organism: Folsomia candida
Lineage: Eukaryota; Metazoa; Arthropoda; Collembola; Entomobryomorpha; Isotomidae
Product: phospholipase A1 VesT1.02
Exons: 3
Coding region: 103-1167 (354 amino acids)
Molecular function (GO): lipase activity
Source: RefSeq, a predicted model, not a curated record
AAAGGUAUGUGUACAUGUAACUAACGAUUGAAUGUGCAAACAUAUUUAUUUCCAGUUAAAAGUUCAUAUUAUUCAUUAAAAGUUGUAUUUACAUUAUUUACUAUGAGACUAAAUAGCCCACUAUUUCUCGGCAUUUUGCCAAUUUUUAUCCUCUUGUCGAAUUUUGCACGUGGCGAUGCUCUCAACUCGUUGCCCCCAAAAACUGUCCCCACUACUACGCAAAUCACUAAUUCUUCUAACAUUUUCCAAAAUGAAAUUUACGAAAUCAAUUCAUACUCCCAACUUAAUCAAAAUUUAUCGGAGGACGUCCGUUUUUGCCUUUUCUCAGACCCAGAUAAUCCAGACGUUUACCAAUUAUUACAAAUCGACCAGCUCUCCACACCUUUACCCUGUUGGAAUCCAACCCUUCCCGUAAAAAUCCUCAUCCACGGAUUCCUCACCAACAUUUCCUCCAGGUUCCCCGAGAACGUGAAGAAUGCUUACCUCAAAAAACAAAAGGACCACGGCCAUGCCAAGCUGUACAAUAUCGUCGUCGUCGACUGGAGUAAACUCGCCGGAGAUUGGAUUGGCGAUUACUUGUCAUCCAUAAACCACGUUGUCCCUGUCGGAAAGACGAUCGGGCUUUUUAUCACGCGUUUGCUCUCCAAUCAUAAAAUUGGUUCUUACUCACAAAUCCACGUGAUCGGGCAUUCCCUCGGUGCACACGUUUCUGGCGCAGCCGGUGGUUAUGUUAUUGAGCAUGGAGGGAAAAUUGGGCGAAUUUCCGGCCUCGAUCCGGCCGGUCCGCUAUUCUACGUGAAGGCUGGAAUCUCUCAGGGGAGACAAUUGCGAAACGAUGACGCCAAAUUUGUCGACGUUCACCACUGUAACAUGGGCAUGUUGGGGACGUCUGACUCGGUCGGAACUGUCCAGUGGUACCUUAACGAGUUGCCGAUAAGUCGUGAAAUUCAGAUUCAGCCGCAGUGUGAAACUCUCAUACUUUUAGAUAUUGAAUGCAGUCAUGCAUACUGUCCGAAAUUUUGGGCAUUAUCAAUCCUUGAGAGAAGGACGGGUGUAACGGCGGAUGGGCGGAUGGCCGUGUUUGGAGAGGAUAUGAACGUCACGGAACAAGGGGAUUUUUAUAUUUCGAUCACAGAUGAGUUGGACGAUGGAAUGUUCAGGCCUUGAAGAAUGAUGACAAAUAUAAUACAAGUAGAUUAUGGAACACAUUAAGUUAGUCAAAAUUCUCCGAAAAUCCAUAACAUGAUUAAUAUCCUGUCCCACAUGUACAUAUACAAACAUUUUAAAAUGCAAAGUUUUUUUUAAGUUUUGCCAUUAAAG